CUGCCCAUUUUCCUCGCAGCAGUCAGUUGGGAGCUGGAGGGAGGGAGGGAGAGGCAGCUAGCGAGAAACCGGAGAGGAGAGGAGCGCCCUCCGCCCAAGGCGUCCUCCUUCGGUCCGCGCACAGGCGCUGUCGCUUGGGGCAGCAAGGUGCCUCCCAGCCCGCAAGGGCGCAGCGCACCAGCCUGCAGUCUCUUCGGUGGUUCUGCCCCGGGACUGCACCUGGAGGCCGCCCCAGACGGGGAUGGUAAGCGGCUGCCGCCGUCUGGCACGCCAGAGGGACGCGGUGAGGGCACCAUGGCGCUGACGCCCCAGAGGGGGUCCUCCGCGGGGCUGGUUCGGCCUGAGCUCUGGCUGCUGCUGUGGGUAGCUGCGUGGCGCCUGGGUGCCACGGCGUGCCCCGCCCUCUGCACCUGCACCGGCACCACGGUGGAUUGUCACGGCACUGGGCUGCAGGCCAUACCCAAGAACAUCCCGCGGAACACCGAGCGCCUGGAACUUAAUGGCAACAACAUCACUCGGAUUCAUAAGAACGACUUUGCAGGGCUCAAGCAGCUGCGGGUGCUGCAGCUGAUGGAGAACCAGAUUGGAGUGGUGGAACGAGGGGCUUUUGAUGACAUGAAGGAGCUGGAGCGGCUACGACUGAACCGGAACCAGCUGCACACGUUACCAGAACUGCUGUUCCAGAAUAACCAGGCUCUCUCGAGGCUGGACCUGAGUGAGAACACCAUCCAGGCCAUCCCCAGAAAGGCUUUUCGUGGAGCUACAGACCUCAAAAAUUUACAGCUGGACAAGAACCAGAUCAGCUGCAUCGAGGAAGGGGCCUUCCGAGCUCUGCGGGGGCUGGAGGUGCUGACCCUGAACAAUAACAACAUCACCACCGUCCCCGUGUCCAGCUUCAACCACAUGCCCAAACUUCGGACCUUCCGCCUGCACUCCAACCACCUGUUCUGUGACUGCCACCUGGCCUGGCUGUCACAGUGGCUGAGGCAGCGGCCAACCAUCGGGCUCUUCACCCAGUGCUCCGGCCCCGCAGGCCUACGCGGCCUCAACGUGGCCGAGGUCCAGAAGAGUGAGUUCAGCUGUUCAGGCCAGGGGGAGGCAGGGCGAGUGCCCUCUUGUACCCUCUCCUCCGGCUCCUGCCCGGCCAUGUGCACCUGCAGCAACGGCAUUGUGGACUGUCGUGGCAAAGGCCUCACCGCCAUCCCUGCCAACCUGCCCGAGAUCAUGACGGAGAUUCGCCUGGAGCUCAACGGGAUCAAGUCCAUCCCCCCAGGAGCCUUCUCCCCGUACAGAAAGCUUCGGAGGAUAGACCUGAGCAACAACCAGAUAGCAGAGAUCGCGCCUGAUGCUUUCCAGGGCCUCCGCUCCCUGAACUCGCUGGUCCUCUAUGGGAACAAGAUCACAGACCUCCCCCGGGGUGUGUUUGGAGGCCUGUACACGCUACAGCUCCUGCUCUUGAAUGCCAACAAGAUCAACUGCAUCCGGCCCGAUGCCUUCCAGGACCUACAGAACCUCUCACUUCUCUCCCUGUACGACAACAAGAUCCAGAGUCUCGCCAAGGGCACUUUCACCUCCCUGCGGGCCAUCCAGACCCUGCAUCUGGCCCAGAACCCUUUCAUCUGUGACUGUAACCUUAAGUGGCUGGCGGACUUCCUGCGCACCAACCCCAUUGAGACCAGCGGGGCCCGCUGUGCCAGCCCCCGGCGCCUCGCCAACAAGCGCAUCGGGCAGAUCAAGAGCAAGAAGUUCCGGUGUUCAGCCAAAGAGCAGUACUUCAUUCCAGGCACGGAGGAUUACCAGCUGAACAGCGAAUGCAACAGUGACGUUGUCUGUCCCCACAAGUGCCGCUGUGAGGCCAGCGUGGUGGAGUGCUCCAGCCUGAAGCUCACCAAGAUCCCCGAUCGCAUCCCCCAGUCCACGGCCGAGCUACGAUUAAACAACAAUGAGAUAUCCAUCCUGGAGGCCACGGGGAUGUUUAAAAAACUCACCCACCUGAAGAAAAUCAACCUGAGCAACAACAAGGUGUCAGAAAUUGAAGACGGGGCCUUUGAGGGCGCAGCUUCUGUGAGCGAGCUGCAUCUGACCGCCAACCAGCUGGAAUCCAUCCGGAGUGGCAUGUUCCGGGGCCUGGAUGGCUUGAGGACCCUGAUGCUGAGGAACAACCGCAUCAGCUGCAUCCACAACGACAGCUUCACGGGCCUGCGCAAUGUCCGUCUCCUCUCGCUGUACGACAACCAGAUCGCCACCAUCUCCCCCGGGGCCUUUGACACCCUGCAGGCCCUCUCCACACUAAACCUCCUGGCCAACCCUUUCAACUGCAACUGCCAGCUGGCCUGGCUGGGCGACUGGCUGCGGAAAAGGAAGAUAGUCACGGGGAACCCUCGAUGCCAAAACCCAGACUUCCUGCGGCAGAUCCCCCUGCAGGACGUGGCCUUCCCUGACUUCAGGUGUGAGGAAGGCCAGGAGGAGGGGGGCUGCCUGCCCCGCCCGCAGUGCCCCCAGGAAUGCGCCUGCCUGGACACUGUGGUCCGAUGCAGCAACAAGCACCUCCAGGCCCUGCCCAAGGGUAUCCCCAAGAAUGUCACAGAACUCUACCUGGAUGGGAACCAGUUCACCCUGGUUCCGGGACAGCUGUCCACCUUCAAAUACCUACAGCUUGUGGACCUAAGUAACAACAAGAUCAGUUCUUUAAGCAACUCCUCCUUCACCAACAUGAGCCAGCUGACCACUCUGAUCCUCAGCUACAACGCCCUCCAGUGCAUCCCUCCUCUGGUCUUCCAGGGGCUGCGUUCCCUACGCCUGCUGUCCCUGCAUGGCAAUGACAUCUCCACCCUCCCAGAGGGCAUCUUUGCAGACGUGACAUCCUUGUCUCACCUGGCCAUCGGUGCAAACCCCCUGUACUGUGACUGCCACCUCCGCUGGCUAUCUGGCUGGGUGAAGACAGGCUACAAGGAACCGGGCAUUGCCCGUUGCGCUGGGCCCCCAGACAUGGAGGGCAAGCUGCUCCUUACCACUCCUGCCAAGAAGUUUGAAUGCCAAGGUCCUCCCACCCUGGCUGUCCAGGCCAAAUGUGAUCCCUGCUUGUCCAGCCCGUGCCAGAACCAGGGCACCUGCCAUAACGACCCCCUUGAGGUAUACAGGUGUGCCUGCCCCAGUGGCUAUAAGGGCCGAGACUGUGAGGUGUCCCUGGACAGCUGUUCCAGUAGCCCCUGUGGAAAUGGCGGAAGCUGCCAGGCACAGGAAGGCAAGGAGGCCAACUUCACGUGCUCCUGUCCCACCGGCUUUGAAGGACCUACCUGUUGGGUGAACACAGACGACUGUGUGGAGCAUGCGUGUGCCAAUGGGGGCACCUGUGUGGAUGGUGUGGGCAACUACACCUGCCAGUGCCCCCUGCAGUAUGCAGGAAGGGCCUGUGAGCAGCUGGUGGACUUCUGUUCUCCAGAUUUGAACCCGUGUCAGCACGAGGCCCAGUGUGUGGGUACCCCGGAUGGGCCCAGGUGUGAGUGUGCACCAGGUUAUACAGGUGACAACUGCAGUGAGAAGCAGGAUGAGUGCAGAGAUCACCGCUGCCAGAAUGGGGCCCAGUGCGUGGAUGAAGUCAACAGCUACUCCUGCCUCUGUGCUGAGGGCUACAGUGGGCAGCUCUGUGAGACCCCUGCCCACCCCCCUGCCCCCAGGAGCCCUUGUGAGGGGACCGAGUGCCAGAACGGGGCCAACUGUGUGGACCAGGGCAGCCGGCCCGUGUGCCAGUGCCUCCCGGGCUUUGGUGGCCCCGAGUGUGAGAAGUUGCUCAGUGUCAACUUUGUGGACCGGGACACUUACCUGCAGUUCACUGACCUGCAGAACUGGCCGAGGGCCAACAUCACGCUGCAGGUCUCAACGGCAGAGGACAAUGGGAUCCUGCUGUACAACGGGGACAAUGACCACAUCGCAGUGGAGCUGUACCAGGGCCACGUGCGUGUCAGCUACGACCCGGGCAGUUACCCCAGCUCUGCCAUCUACAGUGCUGAGACGAUCAAUGACGGGCAGUUCCACACUGUUGAGCUGGUCACCUUUGACCAGAUGGUGAAUCUUUCCAUCGAUGGCGGCAGUCCCAUGACCAUGGACAACUUCGGCAAACACUACACACUAAACAGCGAGGCCCCCCUCUAUGUGGGAGGGAUGCCAGUGGAUGUGAACUCGGCUGCCUUCCGCCUGUGGCAGAUCCUCAAUGGCACCAGUUUCCACGGUUGCAUCCGAAACCUGUACAUCAACAAUGAGCUGCAGGACUUCACUAAGACGAGGAUGAAGCCAGGCGUGGUGCCAGGCUGCGAGCCCUGCCGGAAGCUCUACUGCCUGCAUGGCAUCUGCCAGCCCAACGCCACCCCGGGGCCCGUGUGCCAUUGUGAGGCCGGCUGGGGGGGCCUGCACUGCGACCAGCCAGCGGAUGGCCCCUGCCAUGGCCACAAGUGUGUCCACGGGAAAUGUGUGCCCCUCGAUGCUCUUUCCUACAGCUGCCAGUGCCAGGAUGGGUACUCGGGGGCCCUGUGCAACCAGGCCGGGGUACCUGCAGACCCGUGUGUGGGCCUGCAGUGCCUGCAUGGCCACUGCCAGGCCUUGGCCACCAAGGGGGCACACUGUGUGUGUGAUCCUGGCUUUUCGGGCGAGCUAUGUGAGCAAGAGUCCGAGUGCCGGGGGGACCCUGUCCGGGACUUUCACCAGGUCCAGAGGGGCUAUGCCAUCUGCCAGACCACGCGACCACUGUCGUGGGUGGAGUGCCGGGGCUCGUGCCCGGGCCAGGGCUGCUGCCAGGGCCUGCGGCUGAAGCGGAGGAAGCUCGCCUUUGAGUGCAGCGACGGGACCUCCUUUGCGGAGGAGGUGGAGAAGCCCACCAAGUGCGGCUGUGCCCUCUGCGCGUAGCGCCCAGCGCCGGCGGGAGGGGGGAGGGCCAGUGGGGGGCACGGCCACGGGGAGACCUGGGCUGGGGUCGAGCCAUCACCAGGGUGGCUCCUGGGUGGCUGGACCCUCUCCGGUGGGCCGGGCCGACCUCCCAGGAGCUGGGCAGCCUUUCUUGAGCCAACCGCUGGCAGCUGGGGGCUGAGCAGGUGGGUGAGGCCUGGCUGCAGACCGCCCUCUCCGGAAGUGCCUUGCACAAAUAGGCGCUUAAUAAAUAUUUGUUGAAUGAAUGUGUGCGUGAGGUCAGGCCACGAAGUGCAGCAUGGUGACACACUCCCUCCUUGCCUGCUACCUGGGUCUGAAGAGGGGACUAGCCCCUUCCCAAACCAGCCUUUCCCUCUUGUCUGAGGCCCUUGCUGGCGCCAGAGCCCCUGCCCCCUGCAGAUAACCUUGAAGGACUCACAGCCUGCCCAGGGGCAGCCAGCCUGGCUCUCAGCUCCAGCUGCACAGCGUCUUCAGGCAGUAGGCCAGGCUGCAGAGGGGAAGGGCUCCCUCCUGCUGGCCAGGAAGGGACUGACCCUUGCCCCUGGGCCAAUUGGCUGUGCAGCCACUGCUCCCUCAGGAACAAUGCAGGGGAUGGAGGUGGGUCUUAGGACCUGACCUCUGAAUCCUAAAGUUAUAGGAUGACCAUUGCAACUUCAAGGAAAGGGAUCAUGUGGAGGAAAUGGUCACCGGGACUGCUUGGGGUGGGGGGAUCCCACCAAAGAUGACAGGGGCGUUCUUGGUUCUAGGUGAACAACGUCACUUCCGGACACUAGCCAAUGAAUGGGCGGGCAUUGGUCCUGGGUUUCCCCAGCCAGCAGUGGCUGGCAAGCCAUUGGCAGAGGGACAGGGUGUAGGGAGCUUGGGCUAGGCUUCACGGAGGGGUCCCUUCUGGAGGAGAUGGGGUUCAGAUCCCCUCACACUACAGACCGGUAGGGAGCAGUGGUCCAGGCGUCAGGAAACCUGCUGGCUCUGUCACUCUGGGCAAACUUCCUCGUGGGCCUGGGCCUCCUCCCCAGUAGGGAGGUGGGAUGGCUUUGGCAAUGGAGACCCUCCCACUGUGGCUCCAGGAGGGAGGCUGCAGGAGUAACAAGAUCCGUUUUCAUUCAUCGCAUCAACAAGUGUUUAUGUGCCUGACUGGGGCUGGAUACUGUGGGUGUUCUGCUCUCCUGGAUAGAUGCCAACUAAUCACAGCACAGCACAGGAGCCACCGGGAUGCCCGGGAAGAGAGUGGAGUCAAGUGGGGGCUCCAACCACAGACACUGCCCGGGCUGGAGCUGCUGACCCGAGGUGUUCGCAAGGAAGGACUCAGUGUUUGAGAAGUCACUGAAUACAUGACAAUGGGGCUAUACAUGCUUCUCUUCCAUGCAGAAUCAAAAAGUAGAAAGAUUAUCUUUGAGCCUAAAUAGCGAGCUGGUUGUAAAACAGGUCACAUUCUCUUGUCCCAGAUGUCUUCCCGAGUGUGCCCCUGGGGAUCCUGGUAGGUAGAGGGGUGAGCACACCCUUUUCUUGGCUCCUUCCAUCUGCAGACAGGAGGCAGCAUUGGGGGAGCGUGGGGGGGAUGGGGUUGGGUGGCAUUGUGCUUGUGUUCUCAGCCACGGUGGCAGCGAGGGGACGCUUUGACACUGAGUAGGCGAGGGCUUGAGCCUCCUGUGACUCGGACCCUGGCAUGUUCCAUUACACCGGACUCAGGCCAGUGAGUUUGAGUCCUGGGCCCCUGUAAUGGGAUGAGGACCCUGCCCUGCCCAAUUGGGGAGGUGCUCUCAUGGCUGGAUCGCCCCUCACCAGGGACUGGGCUCUAUUUUCUUGUAACUCUGAGCAAGGCCACAGUGCCCCUCCCUCGUGGACAGCAGCCUGCGCUCUUACCUGUAGUGUCUGGGCCACUGAGGGACCCUGGAGAACAGCUAGCACCAGGCUGGACAGACAGGAAAGCUCAAGUGCAGCCAGUUUGUCCAUUCCAUGGCAGAGAGGUGUUCUGGGACCCACCAACCCUGAGAAAUGUACCUUCCCCCUAGCCACUCCCAUUCCCACUGCCCUAAGCAGCAGCUCCCUGGGCAUGAGGGGCCCUGACUGGCAGGGGCCUCUUCACAGGAAGUGGGAAGGGCACCUGCAGACAGGUGAUGGCAGCCAGGAGUCCUGCAGCCCCACGGCCAUGGGGUGGGGAGGGUAGGCAGAGGAUGGCGUGUCUACAGGGAGCACCUGAGAGCUUGCCUCUGGCCCCGCUUGCCCCUCCACAACGCCCCAUGUCUCAACCCAGCUCCAUACCCACCCUCGGUGGAGCUGGAAAAUUGAGAGCCACAGGGUGUGAGGGCAUCAAGGGGCCGAGAGCACCAUGUGCCCCAGGACCAACUUUCCCUCAACUUAGCCACCAACCUGCAAGUUGCUAAGGACCUGGAUCACCACUCACCUUGCCUGCUCACAUUGGGGCCCGUGGAGUCCCAAAAGGCUACCAUGAAAUCAUCUGUCUGUCAAGUCAUCUCCACACCUUGCCACCCCUUUGGUGAAGACCUUCAGUUCACUUUGACGUUGCCAUUGGCUCUUUCCAUUAAACACGCACUGAGACACAAGUAGGCGAGUCCUGAGGUUGCUGCUGCUCCGGCAGCACUGCAGGCGACAGUGGCCUGGGCUCCCUGUGAAGACGUCAGGAGAUGGAAAAGGCCGGACUUUGUCUCCUCUUUGCCUGCUGUUAGCCUAACCAUGAAAGUAUCUCUUUAUACAGAAUACUUAACAGAUUCUAAUAUAUAUUUGUAUUUCAUUUUGUUAUAGUAUUUUUAUAUGUUAAAGUCAACAUCCAGUGUCUUGUUUGAUUUUCAGAUGCUCUGUGGUUGUGAUAUUCUGUUUGGGGGUUUCUGUAGCCUUGUUUGGGUCACUCUUUAGAGAGACUGGUUUAGAACAGGCCCGUGAGGGAGCCACACUUGCCCUUUGCCUAGAAGUGUUGUUUUAGAACAUGUUGGAUAUUGUCUGUUGUCUUCCAUGUGAACAUGACAUCGAUUC
Molecule: messenger RNA, 7911 nt
Organism: Rhinolophus ferrumequinum (greater horseshoe bat)
Lineage: Eukaryota; Metazoa; Chordata; Mammalia; Chiroptera; Rhinolophidae
Gene: SLIT1
Product: slit guidance ligand 1
Exons: 37
Coding region: 295-4899 (1534 amino acids)
Biological process (GO): negative chemotaxis; axon guidance
Molecular function (GO): calcium ion binding; Roundabout binding; heparin binding
Source: RefSeq, a predicted model, not a curated record